This is a messenger RNA of Porites evermanni, 20088 nucleotides long. The record is from the annotation of a GenBank genome assembly. NCBI's taxonomy places the organism in Eukaryota, Metazoa, Cnidaria, Anthozoa, Scleractinia, Poritidae.
CACGAAAGCAAGUUACAUACAAAAUGGCUGUUGUCUGUUUCACGCAAGGAACGUGUGUGAUGGAACAGAGCGACAACAACAUGUGAUUUAACACAGAAACGACUCGUUGAUCCCCUACACCGGGAUUUGGUCCACUCACUUCGUCGUUAUGAGUCGGCCUGAUUUGUUAUUGCUGGUGACAUGCCUUUUCCUUGUUUAUGCCGGUGUAAAAUGCAGUCAUUCCGCAAUGACGCCCGAAGAGAAACACACAAUGAGGUAUGUUUGUUUAUCGGGGUUUUAGGCAUGUUAUUUGCGCUAUAAUUACAUUUAUCAUUUCUUUUCAAAGGGAGAAAGUCUUGGAGAUGUUUCACCAUGCCUACAACUCAUACAUGGUUAGUAAAUUGUUUAAAAAAGUCAACGAUUUGCUCAUAAACAGGAGUUACGAAAAUGUUCUAUUUUAACGUUUAUUGAUAGAUAUGGUUCAAAGGACGUAAACACGCUUAAAUUUAACGAGGUUUCAUGGGGCAAGGAAAGUGGAAUCAUAAAAAAUAGUAAUAGCGUGGUAGUUUUCAUGAGGUUAAUAAGUCGUGUACUUACAACUGCUGAAGAAACUCAAUUGUCUGUUUAUAGGCUAAUGCGUAAAAAUGUAAGCUCAUGACUUGAGCUUUUACGUGGAGUGAAGGUCAGGAAUAGGGGAUAUAUAACAAAACGUUGUUUCGCGUUGUCUUUGAAAAGCUUACAUGAAGCCAGUAGUGUAAAAGAUAUAAACCUGACAGAGAAAUAUCAGAUUUUUUUUGUUUGGAGUGAACAGGCAUAUCAUGUGUAAAAUGUGUUGAAUUAUGUGUAAGCAUUCAGAGUUAACAAGUGUUUUAUAUACAUUCUAUACUGAGAGUCAAGGGCAUUCAAGGGCUCUCAUAUUUUCCUAUAAUGAUUAUUAGUUUUCGUGAUGAAUGUUUUUUUUUGGCUAAAGGGAGUGUUGUAAGCAAUGCGUAUUCAUACAUUUACUCAUUAUAAUAUUACCCAAGAACCAGCUGUUUUGUGUGUACUUAUGUCACAUAGCAGACACUCUCACUCAUCAUUACACCAGUUCAAUGUGGCUCACUCUUGAAUUUGUUUGGCACCAAUUAGCUAAGUUUAUGAUAUGCAUAAUUUUGCAAGAUUGGAGGGGAAACAUUAAAAGCUUGAAGCUUGCUAAUUUGAGUAGAGAAACCAACAGUAUCAACAAGAUUCAAAAGAAUCUUUCUUUAUUUACUUCAGUUUAGGAGAAGAAGUAGUUUGACAUCUGAGCAAAGUAGCUAACACUUUUUGUCUGCCAUCAGUGCUCAUCAUCACAGCGUAUUGUACAGAUUUACCUGCAAUGGUACAUCCUACCAUUUCUAACCACCUGAAAUGCCAAGAUUUGGUAGUUGUUGAGGGAGAGAGGUUCAAAGUAAAGUGCAUUAACUGGCAGUGCCGGAAUGUGUUUUUUAACAUUUGGAUAGGUAGUCACUUAGGAGAGAGCUGGUCACAGAGGGAAGUUUGACAAAGGGUGGAUGGUGCGUGGUGUUACUCUUGAUGUAAUGUCAAAUUUUCCUUUUGUUUUCAUUAGCAAUCUAAUACAAGCAGGGCUAACAAUAAGGGCCAGUAGCUGGCCAAAACCGCCGGCUAGUUAGCCAUUCUUAGCCGGCUACUUUCAUCUCCUUCUAAAAUAAGUGCUAACAAAAAAUAAGCACCAUCAAAGAAAAUUGUAAAGCAUCCAUUUCCCAGUUUUGAAUGACACAUAUAGGUUUAGAUCUGUGAAAUGUUCAAACCGUGCGAUCUCUUGGAACGGCUGGGACAGUACAAUAAAGGUCUUGCAUGUAUUCUGACGAAACAACAUGGCAUCCGUGGUGGAAAAUAGCUCUUAAAAACCCCUGAAAAUGCCAUUUCCAAGACUCUAAUUUUCAAAAUGUCCCUAGAUGCCUUGGCCCUCAACAACUUGUGUCUUUGGUGCGAGUUCCAAAGCUGCCUACUAUUCAUUAUCAGCCUGCUACUUAAAAACUUUUUGACAGCUCUGACAAGACAAUCUAGCCACUUUAAUUUUCCAUUCGUUAUUUUUUUUAAUCACCUUCUACAGCUGUAUAUUUAUGGAGGCAUCUUAAGCAUAAUCAUUCAAAGAUCCACUCUUUGUAAUUUUCAGUUAUGACCCAGUUCACUUAUAUCAAUAACUUAAAUUAAGGAAUGAUAGUUGGAUACUGCAUGAUUAAAAAAUUGAGUGAAAUUUCCAUACAGCCAUCAUACAUAACUUAUACAUGCAUUACGCUUUAAUUCUCCCUUCUAGCCAAACAGUGAAGAUGAAUACAUGUAAUCCAGAGUUUCAGUUAGAAACUGUAGAUUCUUCUAAAUUCCUUCUGUAUGGAUAUGGCAAUGUACAAAUGUACAAUCAAAUUUAUAAGAAAAUGGCCAUUACACUGUAUACAGGAGGUGUCUUGAAUUCCUGUAAAGGACUCUUGUUGCUAUGUGGUGAUUGUUUGAUCAGUUGCACUAAAGGUACAUGCAGGCUAUGACAAUUUUUUGUCCACUUUGAUUUUGUUUUCUCAUCAUUUGAAAAUAUUCAAUAAUUGAAUUAUCUUCCGUUUUGGUCUGUAGCUUCUUUGAAAUAUGUAGAUUAGGUCGGUACAGAUUAUGUACAUCCAAGCUUCUUCAAAGCAUUUUUGAAAUUGUGAUGAUAACAAUAUCAGUUUUUCAAAAUUUACACUAUUGCUACAUGUAGCAGUACACUGUCAGUGAUGUCUUGUUCAGUUAAUUAACAUUUAAGUAUCAGUAGUUUUUACAAUCUGCUUAGUUAUAUUUCUUGAGGAGUCCUUAACAUUGCUCUAUGUUUAAGAAAAUGAUUAGCAAUGUGUGAGGGUGCUAGGGAUGACUAUACCGCUGUAGGUGAAUAGAAAAUCUUACGCCUUACAAGCAAAGUGAGGUGAUCAUUGUAGAAGAAAUUCAGUCCAAGGUUGUGGCAGUACUGAUUGAGUACAACAAAGUCCACACAAACGGCCAUAGGGUAAGGUUUUUUAUAUUGUUCUCUUGCCAGACUCUUAAGUUACAAAACUGAGUCCUCAAUGCUGGAAAGAAAAAAUAAGUAUGACAGAAGAUAUCUCAGCUUCUGCCUUUUUUAUUUUGAGUUUACCAGGUAUUGGACAAAUGUUGCCUGAUUUCCAAAUUUUAUUAUAGUGAUUUCAUAAAAUGAUUUUAGGUUGUGUCACAGGAAGGUUUAAGUACUGUCCUGGCCACUGUGUAUUGCAAUCAUAAUGUAGUUUUCAUUUUGCCUGACAGGACCAUGCAUAUCCAGCUGACGAGCUCAUGCCUCUUAGUUGUAAAGGCCGUGUGAGAGGUGUAGACCCAAGUCGGGGUGAUGUAGAUGAUGCUCUUGGAAAGUAAGUCAAUGCUUCACAGGCAUAUAGUUAAGCUCUUAUCUCACUAAUAAAUUGAAAUGGUUUAUUUUGUUGUUUUAAGGUACAUGUAACUUGUAUUAUUUUGUCUGCAAAGGUGACCAUCAUUAUCAAAUCUUACAUUUUACUAUAAUUAUGAGAUUUUAGAAUAACACUAAAUUCACUGUGAUGUAUGGACACCAUAAGGGAAAAUCCAUUUUACAGGUCAAACCUGUUAUGAUUAAUUAGCUUUCAAGGGUCAUACAUGUAAGACAUGCAGUCUGAAAGAGUGUGCGGGUAUUUUUUCAGAUGAGCCACAAUAAUAGUAGAUGUAGACGAUUGUUGCUUCUAAUAAUAAUAAUAUUAACAUGUAUUUAACUUUAGUUGGUAUGAUAUCAGUAAAGAUUUUACCAAUGAAGUAAAUGUAGUUUUCCUGUGUAGGUGUAAUAAUGACGAAACAGCUCCAUAACUGCAUUAUUAUUUACUGUCUUUUUUUUCUAGAUUUUCCUUGACUUUAAUUGACACACUAGAUACAUUAGCGGUAAGUCCUGUUGUCAGCCUGUGAUUCAUCUUGAAUUUUUUUUACUUUGAUUUUCUAUACUUGCUUUGUACUCAACAAUUUUUUGUUGUAGGUUCUUGGUGAAAUCGAGGAGUUUGAAAAGGCAGUGAGACUUGUUAUCAAGGAUGUUUCAUUCGACAAUGAUGUGGUUGUUUCCGUCUUUGAAACCAACAUAAGAGUGUUAGGGUAAGAUAGACUUAUGGCCUAAAGGAGCAUUGUCAAAUAAAAGGUCAUUUUUCAUUUAGCUCAAAAUUGCCUAGGCAGUUGCCUGUGACCUUCAAUAUUCUUUUUAUUUGUUCGAACAGUCAUUUCACAAAGAGAUGCUCUAGACCAGUUCAGUAAUAUUGUAUUAUUAUAGUUCUCCUUAUGUGAGGGUACGAGGCCAAAAACUGCCUGAAACCUGUACCCUUCAGUCAGUCAGUUAUGCCAGUGGAAUAUACAGUCAACUUUCUCUUAUUGGACACCUCUUUAAGAUGGAUGCCUUCAAUAGUACAGACAUCUCUCUACAAUGGACACAGUGCCUGCAAUCCCAAAGGUGUCCAUCUUAGAGAGCUCUAGAGUGUACUAGAUGUAGUCAUACAUGUCAACUCUCCCAGAUUAGACACCAAUCUCACGGUCUCCUGUACAGGUCACCAAAUCUCCGCGAUAAUAUUCAGUUAUGAGCAUUUCUGUGCUGUAAUUUAGAAAUUAUUCCAUUUUCUUCCAAAUUUGAAUUUUCUCUGAUUCAUAGUUCAGUUUCUGGGGCAUUUUUGCACAUAUUUCAUCACUGACAAAAAUUAUUUCGCCAUUACAGUCAUAAGAGCAAAUUGUGAUGGUCUGUACCUCAUGUAAGACUUCAUAUAAUAAAUGCCAAAGAGAGAGUCUCCAGAUUUUAGACUUCCAGAGAUUGGCAUCUAUGUGUAGUAUAGACUUAUGACAGAUAACUCAUGCAUUUCUGGUUCUCACAGCUGAUACAUUUUACUCUUGUUAUUAUUAAUGUACUAUGCACAUGUAUCACGAAAAUUGGCCACACCCUUGCACUGGAGACUGUGUAUCCAGGGUGCAUUGAUUAUUACAUGUACUGACAUUCUGCAAAACAAGGCUUGCAUACAGUAAUGUGUGGUGAGACACACCUUUUUGGCUCAGUGAAAAGGCUUUUGUGUUCCUUUUUUUUUAAUCAAAAAAUAAAGAUCCCUUAUCUGCAGGGUAUGCAAAGUCAUGUGGAUGCAUGUGUUUAUUUUUUUUAGAGGCCUUCUUGGUGGGCAUUUUGCUGCACUAGCAUUGAAGAACACUGGAAAAGGCAUGUCAUGGUAUAACAAUGAAUUGGUUGCCAUGGCAAAGGAGAUUGGAUAUCGUCUGCUCCCAGCCUUUAAUACCACCACUGGAAUCCCUUACCCCAGGGUUAGUUUUUCACUGUUAUUUUAUGCAUUUUAAGAGACUUGAUACACUUCACGUGUCAUGGCUUUAUUUUGUGCUUUUCAAUGUUGCUAUUAGAAAUACACCACAAUUAAUAGACAUUGACUUUUUUGUGCUUCAACUAGGUUUCCCAUUUGGGAACGUAUCUGGGAUUUUGACUCUGUAUGUACCCAGAACUGUCUAAAGCUAUAGCUCUAGGUUGUAUGUCGUUUUUCAUUUCAAUGAGUAAUCUUUUAAGGUUAAAUUAGUCACUUUGACAAAAUAAUGUUAUUGACUUUUGAAGGAUGUUGAAACCUCUUUAACUUGGCUGUUUUUGUAAGUGAGGAGUUUCAAUUUCUUGUCUUAUCUUGAUCAUUAGGUUAACCUGAAGUAUGGAAUUCACCAUCCGUCAUCAAAUACAGGUAGUGAGUCUGACACAUGCACAGCUUGUGCUGGCACAAUGAUUAUGGAGUUUGGUGCUUUAUCUAGAGUCACUGGAGAUCCUAUAUUUGAGGUACACACUUUUGUGUUUGAUUUCUGGUAUUCUUUUCUUAAUUCUUGAGGAAAGGGCAUUACUACACCCCCUUGAAAGGAAAGGUAUGCACUCUUGCCACUCAUGGUGGCCUCAGGUUAAUGUUGUUGUUGUUAAUGUUGUAUACCUGGAGGCAGCGUGGCAGAGCGGCUAGGGUGCUAGACUUGUAAUGCCUAGUUUAAUGAUGUUAUUCUUGCCCUGAUGGCUAGCUGGAUUUGUUCUCAAUAUUUCUGAGUUUGAAUCUUUGGCCAUGCUUGUAAAACAGCCGUCUGGUUUGUCUCUUACCAGUUGGGAUUCUUAACUUUGUUAUGUUCAGUUUCAAUCAUUUGUUUUAUUAUCACUGAGAAGCCCUAUAAGUGGAGAGGAUAUAUAAUAAAGUAUUUAUUUUAUUAUUAAUUUUUUAUCUUAUACUUGCCAAACUUUCUUGAGUCGUAGGCAUGACAUUAUUUUAUUUUAAGCAUGACAGGAUUUUUCUCAGGGAACCAAUAAUAUCCGAAGCAAAGAUUUCUGAUAUCUACCCAAAGAGUUUUUUAAGUGCUCAAGAAAAAUAAUGAUUAAAGAUUUUGUCCUCUAGGGACUUCUCUUGGACUCUUCCUUUCUUGCUUGUGUUCUAGUCUAUUUUUCUUCUUGGAUAUCUCAAAAAUGUGCUUAUUAAGGUUGUACAUGUAAUACAUUGUAGCUGAAACUUUUCCAGUUGUGAGAAAUUGGUCUGGAACAAGUAACUGAACUGAACUGCCUCCUCAAAUAAUGUACAUGUUAUAUUAUGAAAUAACUGAAAUAAUAAUUUUAUUUGGUGUAUCAGGAGAAGGCCCAGAAAGCUAUGGAGUCAAUCUGGAUCUAUCGCAGCCGUUACAGUGAUUUGGUUGGAACAGUUAUUAACAUUCAUAAUGGAGACUGGGUUCGCAGAGGUAAAUAAUGAAUGAAAAUGAAGUAAAAUGCAUUUAAAUCCAACAUAACUUACAAACUUGACAUACAUUGUACAACUGUACUUUAUCAGUUCCUGCAAAGUGUUUGUCUCAUUGUGCCUCAACUUUAUGGCAUUGUAUGGAAUAUGGGUGUGUGGAAAGUUUCUUUGGACCCCCUCUGUCACCAGCUGGCCUGAUUUAUUAUAUUUUCCCAAAGAUGAAUUUAUUGGUCCUUCACCCGUACAUCACACAGGAAAAAAUAACAGAUUCCCAUUUUUGGAUAUUUUAGGAAUUCCCAACCAAGUUCCCUGAUUGGGACUUGUCUCACUAUUCCAAAUUUGGGAUUUUUUGUGGGUAUUCUUUAAAUACCGUAAAAUAUCCAAAAAUGGGAAUCUGUUAGUUUUUCCUGUGUCAAACCAUAACAUCACUUCUUAAAGUACAAGUAUUAUGCCACGAGCUCAUUCACCAUCAGUGAUAAUUACUUUUCAAAAGGUCAUUUUACUUCAUCCUUUUCCUUUAACAGACAGUAGUGUUGGUGCUGGUAUUGAUUCAUACUAUGAGUACUGUUUGAAAGCCUACAUUCUGUUUGGAGAUGAAACUUACUUGGAAAGGUUCAACAGGGUAUGGAGUUGUCUUUUUCUUUUCACUUUAAGAUAGUAACAAGACUCAGUUAGCAAUCGUGGAAACAAAAGUCAUUUUUAUAAGUGAGAAUCCAGUCUUGUUGAGUGUCGAGUCGAGACUGUCAACUUACUUUUGAGUUAUACUUUAGCUAGAAAUUAUUGAUAGAAAAAUUAUUUUAUGAACUAGAGUUGUAUUGACAGUGAGCCUUACCCAUUUUUCUAGUCAUCCAUGCCACUUAAAUUGCCUUUUUGUAUUUUAAAUGGACCUUCAUCUCAAGGAACUAUAGGAUCACACAAGUAUUGCAUUGUAAAAUAAUAAAAAUUUAUCUUCCUUUUCAUUUGGUUUGACAUUUUCAAACAGCACUACAAGUCAAUAAUGCAGUACAUGAAUCAGGGCCCAAUGUUCUUAAGUGUUCAGAUGCAUCAGCCAGAUAGAACAGCUCAUGCCUACAUGGAUGCAUUGCAAGCUUUUUGGCCAGGACUUCAGGUAAGAUUUUGUGUUGUGUUCUUUACACUAUGAUUUUGUCUUUAAACUACAUGCAAAGACAGUAGUGGUAUGUAGGGGAGUGAGGGCUUUAUCUUUAGCAUUUCCUUUUUUUAACCCUAUAAGCCCAGUAAAGUGCAACAAGACAGAAUAGGCAAAAAAGGAGUGAAGGGCAAAAGCAAAGUUUGCAAAAACAGAAAAUACAAGAUAUGAUCAAGACAAUGAAGAACUCACCAAAAAGAAACUCAUUUGUUCUGGUUCAUUCAAUAGUUUGCUUAGGAGCAGGCAAUACUUUUUCUACACAAUGGCUCAUCUGAGAUGUUUUAUAAUAUAAACUAGUCUUUACAGUAAUAACUACAUAAAAUUUGCCUUGCAGUGGUGCAUGUAAGUAAGAACUUAAAUGAAUAUUUUCUGAAAAUACAGCAAUGAAUGAUUUUCCAGUGAUCGGAGACCCAUGUUUUGCGCACAGGAUUCUGGGAUCGCCAGGAGGCAAACAUUACGAGUUGCUACAAAGAAAUGUAUGGCGUGGAGUUGUUUCUCCGUUAAAAGCGGUGUCUUUGGACAGAGAAUGCCGCAUUUUGCUGUGCUUUUAAGAGAAACGGAGGAGACUAAUAUUGGGGCGUUGAAAUUUCAAGUUUCUGUGCGAUUAAUGCGAUAAAUUCUAUUGAUAAACACUCCUUGCGUGAGGUUGGGGGUGAAAUUUAUAUUUACUGAAUUUACAGUGAUCUACAUGAAGAAAAGGUCUCGAAAUAUAUAGUACAAAUUGAAUUGAAAUAUAUAGUACAAAUACAUGUAGGAGGAUUGGCUCAUUUAAGCGUUUAAGUUAUAAUUACGUGUGGUGAUAUUUACGACGAGUGUAACAAAGCUUGGCCGCGAUGAGCGCUGUGCGGCGCUGUGCGGUUUGUGACAAGACAACAAUCAUAGGUAUGUACGUGGCCAUCAUGAUAAAAAAUCCUCCUUUACUUUGGUAUAAACAAAGUGACAUUUACGAAAUAUUUCAUGGAAACUACAUGGUAUUUAACCAUUAGUAGAUGAGGCAGAAAUCGUACGAACGAGUAAGAUUUCCGAUACAAAAGCAGUCAGAGUGUGUAAAUAUAAAAUACCAAGUUGAUGUGCGAAAUUCAGACAUUCUAUAUCUUCCCUAAAAAUGAUUGGAAAAGGCAUUAGAACUCAUUGGUGCUCUGGAUCAUGACAAGACAUUCGCUUGUGUGUGUGUGUGUGUUUUUUUUUUGCGAGAAGAAAUCAAUAUACUAAUGUGGGGAAGAUAUUUUUGUUUUUAAAGUUAAUACAUAUCAAAUUCGACAACACAUAAGCUUACCUUCGAUCGUUUUCACAAACUGGCACAGCAUUGUGAUCGCCGAGCGGAGCUUAAUUACACUCGUUUUAAAUAUGAGCACAUGUAAGUACAUGAACUGGAAAGGCUUAAAUGAGUCCGCUUUCCCCACUCAUUUAUACCUAAGUUAGUACUAUAUAUUUCGAGACCAUUCAGUAAAUUUCACAGUCGACCUUACGCAAGGAGUGUUCAUCAAUAGAUUUCAUAGCAUUGAUCCCACAAAAACUUACAAUUUCGAAGCACCAAUAUUAUUCACCUCCGCUUCUCAUAAAAUCACGGCAAAAUACGGCAUUCUCUGUCUAAAGACACUGCUUUUAACGGAGAAACAGCCCCAAGCCAGACAUUUCUUUGUAGCGACUUGCAAUGUUUGCCCCCUGGCGAUCCCAUAAUCCUGUGCGCAUAACUAAGUCUCACAUUACUGGAAAAUCAUUCAUUGUUAAACAAAUUUGACCACUUCAAGUUCUCCUAUUUGCUUUUUACAUCACUGUCAUGAAUGUUGCCAACACCUUAUAGUGUGAGCAUCUAUGUACACAAUUAUCUGUAAAACUUUGUCACUACAAGGCUGUGCUCUAAGGAACUCUGAAGGGAACCCAGUGCUUAAAAGGUGCACAGUGUUCUGAAUCUGUAAAAUCUAGGGUGCCCAAUGUAUGAUUUGUAUGAAAACCUAAGAUUUUCUAGUUGCCUGGAAGCAAAAGUUAGGCACCGGGGGUGACCUGGUGCUGUUAGAGCAAAAUCUUUUAAGUGGUGUCACCUAAUUGUAUAGUAUCUGCACACCUCUGGGGGUGAGGCUGAAAAGAGGCUUGGGGCCUCUUAGUUUUUGAUGCCUCAUAGUGGGGGCUUAUUAGAGACUAGGGGCUGUGUAGUAUAGAGGAAUAAAAUAUAAUAAUAAUUAUUAUAUCUCCAUGCUAAAUUUUGUAGGUGCUGAAAGGUGACCUGAAGAAAGCAAUCGAAACGCACCAAAUGCUUUACGAAGUUUCCAAAAAACACACCUUUCUACCUGAGGUAAAACUGCCCAUUAAUGUUUUGUAAAUUUAUUUGGUAAGGAUUCUCAAAGGAGUUUGAUUUUUGUGCUUUCAUUGUCAUAACUGGAAACAGGAAGAUAAAAUAAAACACUAGUUUCAUUUUUUUUUGCAAUAUGAUAUGAUACAUCAUAUGUGGGCUGAGAAGCAAAAGACUAUUAGGCUGUUUUUGCUUGUUUCUGCAGUGUUCUAUUUUGUGCUUAUUACUGUUUUGUUGAAAUAGUUAUAUGGUUCACUGGACGUUGUACAUUUUUGUAAAUCAGCCCUUGCACACCCACCAGUAAUACAGUAUCAAAAAAAAAAAAAAAAUGUAUGAUCUGUGCAUGUAUUAUGCAUUAAUCACCAAGUGCAAGGUUAAUUUUGUACACAUACAUGUACAUGAAUUGGCCUAGUUUUUUUCGCUAUUUUUAUCCUCAAACAACAAAAAAGUUGUUGUUCAGCCAUCUUGACCAAACAUGCUCGGUCAAUAAUGGAUAUAUUAUAUGACCAAGAGAACUUUUUUUUCUCUUCUUCUUUUCUGCUCGGGUAGCCAAUCAGGACCCAGGAUUUGCUUCAUUUUGCCAGCUUGCAGAACAAGUUGUAUGAUAAUAAUUGGCAUUAUUACAUGGUAUAAACCCAGUAGGUCAAUAAAUACACAGAUUUUUGUUUCUACCACUACCAGUUUGAGCAGUUUUUUUUUUGGAUGUUCCUUUUUUACAGGCUUUCACCACAGAUUUUGAGGUGCACUGGGGACAGCAUCCUCUUCGCCCUGAACUUGUAGAAAGUACUUACUUCCUUUAUGAGGUGAGCUAUUUAUGCAUAAGUGUUAGUCAAAGUUAAUAACCAGUUGAAGAAGUAGAAAAAAUGUGUAAAAAUCAGAGGGUUUCAUAGCACAUCUUCUGAUUUUUGUCAUGUUCUCUCUCACAAGAAAUCAAUAAGUAAAUGGACCAUGUAAUAGUUAGGGUUAAAAAAGUUUUCAUUUUCCCACAAACCCAAAAGGGGAUUUUUGGGAUCCUGAGUGCCGCUAGGAGUGAUUGAUAAUGUGUAACUAAUACUUGUUUAUUAAUUUAAAUUUCUUGUCUCAUUUCAGACUUAGAUGUUUAUUUAAACAUAAUUCAUUUCAAUUAAAUAUUUUCUCCAAAAUCUCAUUACUUUGCAUUGUGUUUUGAGUGAAUUAUACUCAGUAAGAUAUUUUGUCAUUUUCAGGCUACGGGUGACCCAUAUUAUCUUGAGGUUGGUAAGAAUAUAGUGGAAAAGAUCAACGAACAUGCCAGGGUUCCUUGUGGUUUUGCUGCUCUUAGAGAUGUUAGGACACUCAGUCAUGAAGACAGGUAUAUCCUUUGAUAAAUACUCUUUUUCCUCUAAGAGAUAUUAUGGUAAUGACUUAGCACAGAAUUAUUCAGAAGUGCACAUAAAAGGUGCUUUAUAGUAAGAAAAUGGAAACAAGUUCACUGACAGUGGCAGUUAAUUGAAAAAUGUGUAUCAUUUACACUAAGGAUGAAAAAAAUGCUGGAUUAUGAGCGGUUAGAAUGCUGAACUCGUAAUCCAGGGGCCCCGAGUUCAAGUCCUGCUUUGAAUUAUUUUGGAACUUUGAUUGCUGGCCACUUACAUGUAAUAGAGAGUGGCUGGAGGUUCAGUUCUGUGAUGUGUUCCCUAUUGAAUCAAAAUCCUGUUAAGGGUUUACUAAUGUUAGUGAAAUACUGGACUUGAAGAUGAUGAAUUUCCCCAUCAAAAUCUCUUUAUUUUUCCUCAUUUCAGGAUGGAUUCAUUUGUCUUAGCAGAGACAUUUAAGUAUUUAUAUCUUCUGUUUACCGAAAAGGAAGACUUGGUAUUUAACUUAAACCAGUUUGUUUUCACCACGGAGGCUCAUAUUCUCCCUCUCAGCUUGUCCACCAUGGCUGUGAAUGAAUCUGCCUCACAAGUAAGACACCUCAUUUAAUAAUUAUCAUAAUGAUAAUGAUGAUGAUAAUAAUAAUAAACUUGAAAUUUACUUAAAUGUACUCGUAAAUAACUGGAGGAUAUUGAUUUAUACUGCCUUUCUUUAGAAUAACUUCAACCUGUUUGUCAUCCACCAUCUGUUUUGUACACAGGAACUGAAAUACAAUGUGACCUUGAGUUCAGAAAAUGAGCAUGAGUAUACCUGCCCUAUAACUCAGCAUGAUCAAGGCUCAACUGCAAAGUUUGCAGAGGAGGUGCGACGAAACAGCCGAGCUCAAAGAGAAGGAAGCUGCCCCAACAAAAAGCAAGCUUUUGCAUUUAGCAAUAACAAGUGAGUUAAGUUAUCCUAUAAAUUGAAGCCGAAGACAGUUUCAAAUUGUCAUGUGGUAAAAUAAAGAAAAUUAAUGUGAAUGCAGUGUAGUAUCCUCCAGCAAAAGAACUGUUGAACCAUGAACCAGUGUAUUUGUGUAUGGUCGCACCAUGUACAGGAUUUCACCCACAGUCUCUCUGUACAUUAUGCAGCAUUUUGAUUUAUACUGAAGGAAAUGACCUCUCACCGGGGGAGACAGUGCGGUCAGGCAUUAAAGCACUGGAAUUGCAAAUUGGAGACCACAAUUUCAAUCCCAGCAUGCGAACCGCAGACGUAUUUAUGGUCGUGCCUUCUCUCUGUGGUUCGCAGGCUAGUUUAAUCCCUAUACUAACUGCUUAGCUGAAUUUGGGGUGACGCUCAAUAUACCAAGUCAAUAUAUACACUAUUGUGAUGUUUUAUUGUGUGAAGUUUAUUGUGUUAUUGUGUAAGGGCUAGGGAUCAUUGUUGUGUUCUUUGUGACAUAACUCAAGACUUACUAUUCACUUGGUAUAUGGUGCACUAGUUUGUUCUCUGUAGUCCUGACUUUAAAUCCUCAGUCAUGCUUGUUAAAAGCUGACUGGUUUGCCUCUGGCCAGUUGAGAUUCUUAACGUUAUGUUUAGUUUCAAAGCUUUGUUUCUGUCCUUAUUUGUGGACUGCAAUAAAGACAGCUGGCUCACCAGUAAUUAUGCUACCCCUAUAGGCAACUCUUUGUUUACAUUUUUUGCCUCAUUAACAUAUGCUUUUCAUUAUCUAAGUAAGUUAAUGAAAUAAAACUUCUGAUUAUUAAAAGAGCAUAAGAAUUUCAGUUAUCUCUGAAAAUGUUUGCCCGAUAUACCGAAUGGUUUCAGAGAAAUUCUCUUUUAAAAACUCGAAAUUUUACAAAGAAUGUAUCGCUCACUAAUUUUUUGCCACACAGCAAUUUUGUAGUUUUUGAUGGCUGAUAUUUCUUCAAUAUUGCUUGCAAAUGGCUGAAAAUUGCGCAAAUUACUCAAGUUAAUCAACUCUUUCAACUUUUGAAUUUAGUUUGUAUAUAUGGCUACGGCUUCUAUGAGUUAGGUCAUAUGCUAAUGAGGAAAAAUGUAAACAAUGGCGUCCUAUAUACACCUUACUCAAAAAUAGCAGCAACACGACCUUUUUUAUAUUUAUGUUAGUUAUCCCUCCUUGCCUUGAUUGUACUUGCAGAAUUCAAAUGAAAUUUUACCUUAAACCGAGGUAUCAAUGACCAAUGAUCAUGUAGGCAAUGGAUUAACAAAAUUUGACGCCAUUUUGGAAUUAGGUGUAGAUAGUCCUUUUUCCAGGAGUUUGUCUACAGCGUACAGAUGUAAACCUAAGAACUAGUUACAUAACAGGUAUCUUCAAGUAAAUUCAAAGAGGUAUCUGGGGUAAGGAGAGGGGUGCCUAGACAACCUCCCCUCCCAUCCAUCUACAGUGAAGAUCCCCCCUUGAUGUUAAUCUGUUAUUUGUCAGGCCUCCCCGGCUGAGAGCUGAGCAGUUUGUACCUGGUAAUCAGCAUCAUGUAAUGAUUCUCAAGUCCAUGGGAAUCACUGUAGUUCAUACAAAGGAUGGUAGAAUACAGCUCAUGCAAACGGCUUCAUCGGUAAGAAUUAAAAAAUAUCUAAAUACAGACACCUCGGUUAAACAGACCUUUCUUUACUCCCUUCAAAAUCUGUUCAGUUAACUUACAGUUUUUUGCUUUAUCAAGUUUAAAUCACUCCCGCCUAUUUCCAAACCCUUUCACUUCCAACAGUGGCUAAAGAAAAAUUAAACUUUCUUUCUUUUAAAUACUGAGAAAAUAUUAGUUCUUUGGAAAAGUUUUGUCAAAGUGGUUUCAACUGAAUACUUUAGUUACAACAUAGGAUUUUGUUUAUAACUUACAGUUUAACCAAAAUCAAUAGAAAAUCAAAAUCAAAGGUCCUUAAGUACCAAUUAUACAGUCGUAUUUUUUGCUCUUCUUGGGCCAAAACGCUUCAUAGCUUCAUCGCAAUCUGAAAUACACAGGCUGUUAAAAUUUGUUGCCAGAUUCAACGAUGAGCAAUACAUAUAUCUUUGGUAGGGAUAUUGUUUUUAUCAGCUUGAACAAAAUUUGAGCCAGACAUGACAAAAUAUUCUCCACAAAUGAACUCAACAAAUUUUGGCCUUUUCCCACUGUAUGGGUCUUCAUGGCUCAGUUAGUAGAGCACUGCAGCGCUAACUCAUAGGCCAUGGGUUUAAAUCCCGUUGAAGUUCCUAAAUUUUGGGGGGAAGGGGGGGGGGUCAAUUUUCAAAUGCCAAAAUUGUAAUUACGACUGCGACGAUCAUAUCUUCAUUUAAGAAAAUAUUUAUUGUACAAUUCAUUGUAGGCCGUCAGUGAUGUAACAAACAAAAGACGGUACACCGUUUUUAUUGUAAGUUUAAUAUUUUGAACGAGCUAAUCAUAACACAUUACUCUUCGAGAAUAAAACAAAAUAUAAAAAGGUUCCUAAAAUUUAAUCUAAAUGUGUCAUCUACUUGUCAAGCCUAAACUAACUUUUACUCUUCAACAUGGAAUGUUUUCUGUUAAAGUCAGACAAAAAUUGCCCAUUUAACUCAUGUUUGCCUUCUGUGCAACUUAGGGUACCUUGUUGUUUCUUUUGUCAUUACUAGGCUCAAUCGCAAGAUUAUGCAGAGGAAGGCAUCAAGUUUAUGCAAGAGAUGAUCGAGUUGGCGAAACGACGGAAUGAUGAAUCAGGUAUAAUGUAGUUUUUGUGAAUAUUAAUCCUGUAAGGUAGAUGUAUUGAACAGUCGAAUGAAGAAAAAGUGGAUGAUCAAGUCACGACUAGUUUAGGAUUUACUUGCGAUUUGGCGUGGAAGUUGGGGGAGAUUUUUCAGUCAAUCCGAACCAAACGCGACAACUCAACAUACUGUUAUGAGCGGAUUUGACGUGUAAUUGAGCCAAAAAUGUUACUCAUUGUUUUGACCUGCUGGCCUCGUUUUCUUGCCCUCUAAGACAAAAGUAUCGUUGUGGUUCAUAAAAAGUAUGUCGUCCUUUUGUUGAAAUUGAACAGUUUUCAUUAGGAGGCUUGAUUUGUUUGCAAACGCGGCUUUGACAAUAUUUGAACUUAAGUUUGAUACAAUUAUGUACUAAAAGUGAUCAUUGUUGUAGCUCCCCAAGAAAGCCCUCGAGUGGUUCAGCUCAUGUCUGCCCCGUACAAUGGAGAUGUGGUCCUUGUUGCCUGCCCUGCACGAUUUGGUUUGGAUCUGAGCAAAGGAGAUGUGGGGGUGAGACACGAUAUACAGCAUUUUAGGAGACUUACAAAUCCUUCGCAAUGCCCUUAGAAUUUUUUUGAAACAAAUUAUUCGUCAUCUCAUAAAGAAUUAGCUGUUCAUGUUAAAAGUGACUAGGAAGGCGAACUAAGACGUACAUUUUAGAAAACGGAAAAAGAGAUCUUCCCGAAAUCGUGUAGUCGUAAUUCUUUUAGAGACCACAGUAAUUUAUGUUUUAUCAGUAACAUCAGUAAAGAAACAAGCUGUCCACUUCAGAGAAAUAAGUUUCCUCAAUUUUUUUUACUCGUGGCGUUUCAAAUAAGUAAGUAAUUACUCUCUUUCGGAGGUGAUCAAGGAUCCAUAAGUUUUGACGUGUAAGUGUUUUUGUAUAAAAAAAGGCCUUUCUUCUGAUCAGUUCAUAUUUACAAGCCAUGAAAUUAUGUUUCGCCUUUUUGUUUUUCAGAUGAGUGCUGAAGUUAGCAUGGGCAAACCUUUCAAGGCAUGUUCUCCUCUCUCUAAUGGCGAGGAGUUGAAGCACAGAAUUGCUGUGUUAGAAAGGGGCGAUUGCAUGUUCAUUGACAAGGUAUGUACACAGUAUUAAUAUUAAUAUGCAUCGGUUCCUCAGAAUGAUGAUGUUGUCGAUUGGUGUAAGGGAGCGGGUCAGGCCAUUUCGAACAUUGUCAUUUUAUUCUUGACUUUUUAAAAGUGGUCUACCUCAGCUAUUUUCCUUCUGUUUAAAAUGUUAAAGCCUGUUGGCUCAAGAAGGCGUUUCUCAGUACCUUUCUCUUGCUCAAGACUUUUAAAUCUAAGUAGCUCUGUGGAUUUUGCUUAUCAGUGUCGUUGUUAAUCGAUUUCAUCCCCCACCUGAAAAGUUUUAGUACGAGAUUAAAGUGAAUAUUGUAAGAUAAUUUCUGUUGAGAGAAACUGAUGUUUAUAAAGCAGAAGAUACUUGGACAUAAAUAGAGACAAUUAGAUUUGAGGACGAAAAAGACCACGAGGACGAGAUUAAACUCAAUUUUUUUCACGUAUUCUCAAGAAAUAAACACCUGGAAAGCUUCGUUGUAAUUUUUUGUACCAGAAAAAUUAGCACGUUUUUAUUUUUGGUGUAGGAGGUUAAACCCUCUCCCGAGCGCAAAAUGACAAAACUUCUUAACAUUUGAUUCACUACGUCGUUCUCGCAAAAUAGAAUGACGACAGCUAUUACAUUUUCCAGCCAAAAUGCUGACUCGCGCAAGCGCACUAUUAAGUUUCAGAACUAAAUCUCAAAUGUAACUGGUUCAUGCGCGCGCACUCCUUAGUAUCAUGGAGAAAGUCUUGUUCUCAUAGUCGUCCUCGUCUUAGAAUCUAAAGAUCUCCAAUGACCACUUGCAAAGUAAAGGUUGCGGUGACCAUGCAGGCUUACGUUGCGCCAACAGCCUUCCAAGGUGAAGUAACUGUACUCGUAAUUGCUCCAUGCAAUCGAAGUAGUCUUUUUGUACUUUUACCCCUCCUCUCGAGGCUCGGUACUCUUCUGAGCAGUUGUUGAUUGUUUUUGUUUCGUUAACAGACUCGUCACGCUCAAGCCGCGGGUGCAGUAGGCGUUGUCAUCAUCGGUAAGAAUGAAUGACAACUUUAACGUUGAGUUGCUCAAAAAUCAUACUUUAUUACUGCUUUUUUGUUGUCUCUUGUUAUCCCGUGUAUUAUCUUGAUAUAAGUGUUUUAUCAUAACAAAUUCGGUCAAAACUUAAGAAAAAUAUUUGACUGGAAUACGUUUCUUUUAUUAACCGGCUUAACCGUGCACCUUGCGUUAAUAAUCUUGCGUCUCAGCUCUUGAGGCACUGCUUGCUAGUUGCUAGCGCUCUGCAUCAGUUACUUGUUUCUGUAUUUCAUAAUUUCUUGCUUGCUUUUGUACAAAUUUGAAUUGACCAGACAACCGCGUCUUUUCCUUUACGUCCUGUCACGGCCCGUCGUCUUAACAUUUCCGAGUUAUCCGAAGCCUCUGUUUGAAAACGAGGCUAAGUGUGCGGGCUUCGAUAUAAAAUUGAUUGUUAUUCUCAUGUAAAUGAAGCUCAUUCCUGGACCUUGGAAAUGGCCUUUAAACCAGUCGUUAUAUUACGACAACAGACCCGCUAAUGCUGCGGAUUUUGUUUGAAUUUAUUGCAAACGAAAAAAGAUCCCGCGUUAGAAAUUGUUUCCUCGUUUCUUUUCAUGCCUGUUUGGGUUCUUGUUGCUUGUGUCCUGUAUGUGCUGGAAUCCAUGCAGCUUAAAUAUUCAUCAUGUUCUAAUUUUUGGUGUGUGUGUGUGUGUGUGUGUGUGUUUUUUUUUGCGUGUAGAUAACAAUGAAGGCAGCUCUAGUGAUACACAACCAAUCUUUGCCAUGUCCAAUGAUGAAGACAACAAAGACGAUGUUAAAAUACCAGCCGUACUUUUGUUCAGUGAAGAGGGUCGCAUUCUAAAGAACGCCAUGGCCGCCCUAGACGAUACUGAUAAUCGCCUCACAGUACGAUUAGCUACUAAAGCUUCUGGAAAGUCAGGUUUGUCAGCUGUUGUCCUGUAUUUCCAUUAAACCCCACCUGGAAGCUCUGAAGAUCGAAGGUUUAAUUGGCACCCAGGGUUUGCAAAUUUUAUUGAUGAGUGGAGUCAGUGUGACUUCUGUUUCACAAAUUUUGGAGUCAUUCUGGAAUACUUGGAGUUCCAGCACUUGGUCCUGGCAUGUAUACACUAUCGUGAGGGAUACACGAAGUAGCUGUGGCGGUCCGCUGACCUGGAAAGCUCAAAUCCAUGAUGGUGGUCAUCGAGUAAACUUUGAUCGUAAUUUACCCUCUUCCUGUUUUGUCAUGCAGUAUAAUUCUUUAAUUUCGAUGAUUUGAUUAAGGUUUACAACGUUUACAAUUAACGUAAAUUAUAUUUGUUGCGAAAAAGGUAAGGACAAAACUGUGUUUGUUACCGAAAAUUUCUGGAGUCGAAGUGAUCCCCUCCGUAACCACAGUGGAGUCAUCCGAACAAUUUUGGCGUAAAAUACGCCAAAUUUGGCGUAUUUGCGAACCCUGUUGGCACCUUAAGAUCCGUCAACGGCGACGGUGACGAGAACGUGAAAAAAGAAAUAGGUUUAGACUAGCAAAACAGCAACUUUGCACGUGCAACACUUUUUUUGUUCAUUCUUUUACCGUCAUUGCACGACUAACUACGACGUGAAAAUGCCUAAUUUCACGUUUUAUGAAGGACGUUAACAAGCCACUGCGAAAUUUUCUUUCUCUUUUUGAACCUGGAUAUGGUUUUUAGGAAUUUAACUCCAGGAGACUUCGCCUACAUUUGACAAAGUAAUUGAGUUGGAACAAUCGCGAUGAAGAUUGAAAGAACGCGAAUUUACUUCUUAAGCGGUGUUUUCGCUGCCGUCGCCGUCCUCGAGUCUUAAGGUUCCUAAUUUCGUUUGUAAGGAUGCCAUUUUGGUAACUUGUCCACGGCGUUCCAAGUGCUAGAGAAAACGUGCUGCCUCAAACCUUUCGUUUUGCCCGUUAGGUGUUCUUAUUUUUGAGAUAUUUUGUAUUGAAUCCUAAACACAAGUACCCCAAACUACUGCUCGUUAGCUUUUGUUUUGAUACUGGUGUUCAUCUGUCAGUUGUUAGAACAAGGGCCACAAUGGUUCUUGUUUAGAAACGUUGUCAUUUGUAGCUGUGAGGCUUUUUUGUGAGAGUUUCUUUAUAUUUUGCUCACAGACAAACAAGAGGGGUCAGCAAGCAAACACGAUCCAGAAUCAAGUCAGGACUCUAUUAAUUCAUCCAGUAGUCAGCCGUCUGGUGAAGGAAAAGGCAAGCCAUCAGUAGAUGAAAACAAAGACAUACUCAGCCAUGAUGGCGCAGAUCAAAGCCAGAACUCGCACGAUGAGCAAAAACAAACGAAGUCACCGGAUAAUGGUGACGAAAAUAUAGCUUCGAUUACAUCAAAUGGAAAAGUCGAUCACUGCGCGGAUCUUCCUCACGAUAAACGCGUUAUCUCUGUUGGUGAGGAUGAGUACGUGUUAUGUGGUAACACAGGAACACCGGGAAGUGUUUCAGAAAAACCGGUUAAUGACCAGCAACAACAUGCUAGUCAACAUACUGAUGACUUAUCUAAGCAAGCUGAUACGUCGAGUAGCGUAACGGACGCUCCAAAAGUGAAUAAACCUCAUGAGGACUCAUCGCGUGACCAAGACUCGUCGCGAGACAAAGUGUCAUUGCGUGACCAAGACUCGUCACGUGAUGAAAUCUUAUUGCGCGAUCACGUUUUACCGCGUGAUGAAGCAAACGGUGAAUCUACAAGAACUGACAAUAUUAACUCGGAUCAGUUGGCAAACGAUCCGUUUUUAGUGAAUGAACAGGAUGCACAGAGCUCAGAUCAAGCCAAUGUUGAAUCAUUAGAGGAAACACAAAAUGAAGAUGCUAAAGACAGGACAUGA